AUGGAAAAAAGAGAAGCAACCAUUCCCUCAAAAAAGGAAAUUUUAGAAUCAAUACUUAAAUCUUGCCAAAGAGUAAUGAAGGAGGAGAAUGAUUGUUUUCAAAAAGGAGAAGUGGAAAUUAACUACUCUGCUUUAGCUGAAG
Racocetra persica is the source of this 142-nucleotide messenger RNA. The record is from the annotation of a GenBank genome assembly. Lineage: Eukaryota; Fungi; Glomeromycota; Glomeromycetes; Diversisporales; Gigasporaceae.